Messenger RNA from Pelmatolapia mariae (spotted tilapia), 696 nucleotides. RefSeq names its product clarin-3. Lineage: Eukaryota; Metazoa; Chordata; Actinopteri; Cichliformes; Cichlidae. The record is from RefSeq and is a predicted model, not a curated record. Bases 1 to 696 code for a protein of 231 amino acids. The transcript is spliced from 3 exons.
AUGCCUUCCACAAAGAAGACUCUGCAUUUCAUAUCCAGUGCUUUGGCUACAUCUAUAUCUGUUGGGCUGAUUGGAUAUGGCAUGUCAACGAAGUGGGUUAAGACAACCAUGGAGUGCGCACAAAAGGAUUCUGAGUUCUACAAUGGAUCUGCUGAGAUCACCUUGACCCUUUUUGAUGGAAUAUUACAGAGAGCCUCCUGCCCCCUGUUUGGAGCUACAGAUAAAUUUCAAGUGAUUCCUACAUUGGCAGGAAGAGAAGUUGCUCCAGUGGUCCUACAGGGUCUGGUUUUGUGCCUUCUUGCCCUCUGUCUGCUAUUUUCGGCAUGCAGCAUCCUCAUCUCUCUCUACAACAGUGUCAGCAAUCCUUAUGAAACCUACAUGGGGCCUGUUGGAGUCUACAUCUGCAGCUCUCUCAGCGCAUGCUUGUCUGUGAUAGUCCUCAUCCUGUUUGCGGUGAACAUCAGUGCGACCAAUAUGGCAGAAACCUUUGUAGAAAAGUAUACUGAGGGAUUUCCAGUAGACCUCAAGGGAAAGGUUUCAGUGAUGCAGGUAGGAUAUUACCUGGUCAUCCCUUACACAGUGCUCUCUCUCAUUGCCAUCGCCUUGAUCUACACAUACGAACAUGCAGCCUACACACGCAAAAAAGAGCAGCAGAAGCCUACAGAGGAUGCACCUGUGGACUUAACAAUGUAUUAG